AAACACGAGUACUUUACUAAUUAUAGAUACUUCCUUGCCUUCAAUUAUUCCUGGAAGGAGCCAUCGCGAUGUCACUGAUAUCGGCCAAGCGCGCCUUGUUCUUCAGCUUCAUUCUCUUCAUCCCCUUUCUGAUCUCAACGCCUACUUCAGUACUCGCUAGACAACCGCACAACAUCAAUUUUAGGUCGCUGAAUCUCUACCCGGAAGGCCUUGCUUGGGAUCCAUCGGGUCAGCACUUUCUCGUCGGAUCACUCAAUCAACGGAUCGUCUCCGCCGUCUCCGACGCCGGCGUCGUUGAAACCUUUAUCUCCGAUCCUUCGCUUCCCGAAAAUGUCACCUUUUCUGGGCUCGCCGUCGAUUCCCUGAAGAAACGCCUCCUUGUUGUCGUCCACUCUAGGGAGCCUCUCCCACCGUUCAAUGCCCUAGCCGCCUACGACCUUCGUUCCCGUCAACGUAUCUUCCUGUCUGUUAUUAACGCUGCCGGAAACGACGAUGGAGCUACCCGUCCAAUUGCAAACGACGUCGCGGUGGAUUACAAGGGUAAUGCCUAUGUCACCAACUCUGCUGGUAACUACAUCUGGAAGGUCAACGAAAGAGGAGAAGCCUCAAUCUUCUCGAGGGCGCCGCAGUUCACUGCUCAUCCUGUGGACCGCGAUACACCGUAUAGUUUCAUUGGGCUGAAUGGGAUUGCUUAUGUCUCCAAGGGGUAUCUUCUGGUGGUGCAAUCCAGUACGGGCAAGAUGUUCAAGGUAAGUGAGGAUGACGGGAGAGCGAAGCUGGUGUUGUUGAACGAGGAUUUGACUGGUGCGGACGACAUAGCUAUCCGAAGUGACGGCGUCGUUUUUGUUGUCUCCCCUGUGAAUAGGCUGUGGCUUUUGAAAAGCCAAGAUAGUUGGGCAGAGGGAGUGGUGUAUGAUAAGAUUGACCUUGAUUUGGAGAGGUUUCCUACAUCGGUUGCUGUGGGGGAAAGGGAUAGAGUGUAUGUGUUAUAUGGGCAUGUGAACGAGGGGACAGUGGAGAAUUCAGGGAGGGAAAGUUUUAGUAUCCAAGAAGUGAGAUCAAAGAAGGAGGAGGAAGAUGAUAAUAUUUGGAUGUUCAUUUUGAUUGGGUUAGGCUUCGCUUAUUUCUUGUUUUGGAGGUUUCAGAUGCGGCAGCUUGUGACCAAAAUGGACAAGAAGAUUAAUUAAUUCCCACAAUUCCCUCAUUUUGUGAUUUGCAUGUUCCGUAAUUGUAAAUUCGCUAGUUUUUCUCACAUUUUUGAAACUUAAUAGCUCGUUUCAAAUCUUAAUAUUUAUCCUUUAUUGCAAUAUGGAAUCCUUUUACAUGUUGAACCCUGGUAGCAUGGAGAUAAAAUCUCUAACCUCGUCUUUUGAAUAAUUAUAUUCCAGUCUGGGAGCUGUUUAUGCCCACCACAUUGUUUCUAAA
Messenger RNA from Prosopis cineraria, 1425 nucleotides. RefSeq lists its product as uncharacterized. The coding region runs from base 69 to 1187 and encodes 372 amino acids. Gene Ontology annotation, cellular component: endoplasmic reticulum. The record is from RefSeq and is a predicted model, not a curated record. Lineage: Eukaryota; Viridiplantae; Streptophyta; Magnoliopsida; Fabales; Fabaceae. The transcript has a single exon.